AUGACUGAGAUCGUUAGCGGAGUUUUGAAGCUGACAUUUGGAUUUUUAGUGAACAAGGCUCGCAGUAGAAUUGCAGAAGGUUUAAACGAUGGCGACGUCACGGACGAAGAAUGUCGACGCUUGAUCGUGAGAGAACUCGAUGAUAUUAAGAGGAAGUUGGAUGGAUUGGCGAGAGAGAAUUUACUGAGCAGUCUUCUUUUUCUUGAAGAAGGAAUCAAUGGUCUUUAUCAGUCGCUACAACAGUUUAAUGCAUCCGAGAAAGGAUCGGAAUCGACCGAACAAGCAACCUCAGCUGGAGCUACGUCUUCUGAAGAAACUGGUCUUGUUUCUCAAAUCAACGAAGUCACGUCUUUGAUAAAGGCCUUCAAUUCGUUGAAAAUACAUUCCAAGGAACGCUAUCUCUCUGCCAUAGAGUCGUUCAAACUCGCUCGUGAAAACGCCACAAAAGCAUUCAGCAACGAAGCUUUGUCCAUCGAGGACCGAAUUCAAGCGACGCAGGUUCGAAUGAUAUCCAGAAUUUUAGAAAAAUCAGAAGAUCCUGACGCGGGGGUAAGCGAUUGCCUGCAAUACCUGAAGCAGCUUCAUAAUAUCAAAGCUAUUCAAGAAAUAUUUUCUGUCGUGAUUGACGGCGGGAUUAAAUCUCGGUUUAAUAAAACGAAGCGACUCAACAAUGCUUCGUCUGUUCACCAAAUGAAUCUGCUUUUGUUUGAGUUUGCCAAAAGGUUUUCGAACUUGCAAACAGCGUUUUUUAAUUGGCCCAAGAUUUUGCUUGGAAAGAAAACUCAUCACCCUUUAGUCAGGAGUGAUCGCCUUAUUGAAAAAUACAAAGAGUCUGGUGUGGAAAUUACGUCGCCGUACCUGGGUUACACAUUUUCCGAAAGUAUUGAUCCAUCUCGUUGUGUUGUAAAUAGCAAAAAAGAAAUUGUUGCGAAAAUAGAGAGAGGUGAUUCUGUUCAAAUAUUGAAUCCCUCAGGAGAAUCCUGUACAAUAUUUGAUCCUUUCAAACAAGAGGAUUUGCCAAGUUGCAAGGUUGUUGCGAUGGAUAUCGAUGCCGAAGAUAACCUUUACGUCAUCGCGAGUUUUCGAGAAAGCGAUGAUCAACUAUCGGGUUACAAGUUGUUGAUAUUUGAUGAGCAUGGAGAGAAAAAACUUGAGUCUUUGUUGCCUUUUAAACACUACUAUUUAGGUUUUGUACCCAUAGCAGUAAACAAUGACAAAAGGAUCGCCGUUUUUGAUCGAAAGAAAAAAAUUCUACAUGUCGGAACUUCAUGUAAGACGAAUUCAUUUGAAGUCCAUAAUAGUUUUCAUCUCAAAGAAUUAUCUGACGAUGUGAAUAUGAUACGGUUUCUAGAUAAUAAUGGAACAAAAAUAAUUGCUGCAGGUUUAUGUGAAGAUUGUUUUUAUAUCUACACGGAGAACGGCGAGUUGGAACGCAAAGUUUUGAUACCUGAAAAAUAUGGAUAUAUUAAUUCUGUUGCAAUAAAUUACAUCACAAAACGGAUCCUGGUUUUAACUGACGAUGGACGUUAUCUUUGUAGUUUCUCAGAAACAGGAGAGCUGAAAGACGAUGUUAAUCUGGAGUCUUCGUCAUACGUUAAGAUUAUUUCUAAUCUCCAUGGUGCAGUUGCUUUGGUUUGGGAGCAGCGCGUAACAUUUCUUUAA
Molecule: messenger RNA, 1662 nt
Organism: Dendronephthya gigantea
Lineage: Eukaryota; Metazoa; Cnidaria; Anthozoa; Malacalcyonacea; Nephtheidae
Exons: 1
Coding region: 1-1662 (553 amino acids)
Source: RefSeq, a predicted model, not a curated record